Messenger RNA from Eleginops maclovinus (Patagonian blennie), 2931 nucleotides. RefSeq names its product RNA polymerase I subunit G (gene polr1g). NCBI's taxonomy places the organism in Eukaryota, Metazoa, Chordata, Actinopteri, Perciformes, Eleginopidae. The transcript has 3 exons. The coding region runs from base 1245 to 2231 and encodes 328 amino acids. Gene Ontology annotation, molecular function: RNA binding. Gene Ontology annotation, biological process: transcription by RNA polymerase I. Gene Ontology annotation, cellular component: RNA polymerase I complex. The record is from RefSeq and is a predicted model, not a curated record.
GUCGAGGAAGAAGAAGGGAGGCCUGAACUCUUGCUGGAGCUGCUGCCAGCACCAGCACUGUGGAUCUGCGUCUGAUUCUUGGACUGGUUCUGGGAUGAACUGAGCUCUCGCUCCAGCUCCGGAGUGAUGAAAGGGGCUAUCCCCAUCCCGAUCCCCAGCUGUCUGCGGCUCAUCUCGGCCAGCACCGGCGCUGGGAAGAUCAUGGGGUUGCUCAUUGGGGCUGUCCUGGCGGUCAGACCAGCCGUCAUGCCCGCAAGUAGCCCAUGGGGAAUCCCUGCGAUACUUUGAGUUACGAGGUUAGGAUUGAUGGUAGCGCCUAGCAUGGGUCUUCUGCUCCCGCUGGGGCUCUGACGGUGUACUUCUUGUUGUUGCUGGCCGUCACGGUGCAGCCCGUUGGGGGGGACACGAAUAGCUGACACGGUGACUUCUCCUCUUCCUCCCCUUUCGAAGCGGUCCAUGUGCAGGGGCCUGCCUCCAUCCGCAUCUCCUCUGCCAGAUGUGCUGUGUUUAUUAGGCGAGGGACCAGGUGACCUGACGUUACCGUCCUGCAUCCCGUGGGUCCGUUUCAGCUGUCGGGCACUCGCUAUGAGGAACUCUAUCUGAUUAGCUCCUUCGUAGUUCACGCAGCCACGGCAAACCACCUCGCUGAAGUCCCACACCACAGUCCACGGCAUCUUCGGCAGGUCGCACAGGUAGCACCACUGGCGCCGGGAGGAGGAGGGGGACGACAUGGCUGGAAGGCUAGUCUGCUAACCUGAGAGGCUGCUAGCACACGUUAGCUAGGUUAACCUAUUUAGCUCUGGCAGGUGCACGCCCUCCCUCUGCUAACGAAUUUCUUCUUUAACGGAAUUCGAGCAGCUUAAAAACAAUAUUAAACAUCCUAAGCAUAUAAAAUUACAUCAAAGUGUUCGGUUGUCUUUGCUCUUUUUUUCAUAUGUUUGUUUUGUUUACCCACUUCGGCCUGCUCUUGUCUGCUGCUGUCAACUGCUUCCCCGACGGGCGCUGAAGCGUUACGUAACCUUGCGAGGUGCAUUUUGGGUGUUUGAGUUUUCUGGGCUAGUUUUGUUAACGCUAACUAACGUACAGUGGCUUGUUUUAGAACUACAUCAGAAACUGGCACGGAAGUGAACUAGUUAAAGUUCAGAGGUCAUCUGGCGUCUACACAUGUGCGUCCACUGUAGCCAUGCGUUUUGGUUUAGAAAAGGUAUAAUUGAAGCAGUUUGUGGUUAUUAGAAAACCUAAAAAUGUCUAAAGACAUAUCUUCAAGCGAGGAUGAGGGCAGUAACACCACAGUAUCAUCUGUAAAGCCGAAAGAAACCGAAAAGAAGAGGCAGGAGUACCAGUGUCCUGCUGACUUUGUGUCUUUCAGCCAUAAGCCCUGCAGCAGCACUCUUAAAAAGAGUCUGGAGAAAGACAACAAUGAGUUAUGGCUCAUUAAAGCUCCUGCCAGCUUUAAGCCAGAAUGUUUCAGUGACGUGAAGGUCCCCCUCUCAGGUCUCCAGUCCCUGAAGGUUCCUACUGGAGCUAAGACAGGAAGUAAGCAGCAGAUCUUCAGCAUCCUGGCCUCCAGCCACGGCACCUCAGACCUGCGCCUGCUCACCAGCGAUAAGAAGUCGUCGCAUGAUGUGGUUUUAGGCCCCGCUUUUUCUGGCAUGCUAAACGUGUGUGAGACUUACGGAGACAGCAGCGCCAACCAGGCCCCUCAGGUCAUCCCCGCGGCCCCUGCACCCUCCAUCCCCCCGGGGCUGAAGCAGCGGUUCCACCCGUUCGGCAGCAAGACCCCCACGCUGACCCGCGUGGCAGAGAGCGAAGCAGACGGAGCCACAUUCGGCCCCUUGUCUGCAACUCUCCAACCCUUGGUGAAGCGACCUCCAGAAGAAACAUGGCAGGAGGAAGACGAGGAAGGGCGGAAAAAGAAGAAGAAAAAGAAAGAUAAGCGGAUAAAGACGGAGGGUGUGGAGGAGGCGGAGGGGGCUGUAAAGGAGGAACCUGUCAAUGAAAUACAGGAAGACAUGACGGAGCUCCCCCUUCAGGAAGGUGAGGAGAAGAGGAAAAAGAAGAAGAAAAAGAAGGACAGGGAGCGAGAGGAAGUGGAGGAGGGCUUGGAGCCCAGCGCGACUGUAAAGGUGGAGGUGAAAUCUGAACCUAUGGACACUUUGUAUGGUGAUGCAGUGGAGGGCUCCGGAAAGAAGAAGAAAAAGAAGAAGAGAAGCAAAACAGAUGACGACUAGUCUGUUGUUUUUCAAUGUUUAGUUUUGUUUAUUUGUUUAACCCUUUGAGCCAGUCUGGGAGCCAUUAGUCCUAAUUCACUCCAGCGUAUUGACAGAUUACAUAAGGCUGGCAGGACAUUCAGAAGACAGGGAUUCAUUGACUCUAAGGCCAAUGUUCCUCUCAUUUGAAGCUCAGAAAGGGAUAUUCUACACAUAAAGAAUGUGUGCAGCCACAACCAUCUGUGAGAACAUAGCAAUAAAAAGUGAACCCUUGGACAACUUCUGCGUUUUCUGCCAGUGUCUGUCCAGUUUAUGGGAUACUGCUCACAUCCAGGCUGGUAUCAUCGCCGUUUAGGCGGUGGAAACCAGCGAUGACACAAACACGGAAUAAGAUUCACUGUCAUAACAUGUUAUCAAACGUUUCUGAGGACUCUUUAGUCGCAUGUAUUGGAGAACACAUGUUUCAAAACCCCAGAAAUGAUCAAAGGAAUUGUAAAUGAAAAAAACCUGUUCGUGUUUUUGUCCAGUGCAACCAUUCCAACUUUUUGCUCUGGUGCCUUGUUGGAGCAGUGAUUUCAUCCCGGAGGAAUGGAACUUGAACUCGGGUUGUAACUCUGAAAUUGGCUUCUAAAUUGUGCAACAAAAGGAAAGUAGUUCUGUAGAUUUUAAAAUAUCUGAACGUUUUGGUGGAACUCGUGUCAUAAUAAAAGGAAAUAGUUUA